CUCCUGGCAAGGGGACACCAUAGGAGUGUAAAGACAUCAUUGGUGGCAAAUGGAAUGAUGGGUCUAUCUAGCCAACAUGGACACAGAAAUACAGGCAUAGAAGAAGGAAUGGCUUAAAGUCAUGCCUCUCCCCUGAUUACUGUCACCGAACACCACAGUGUCACGCUGCUAAACUAGUUUCACUUUCACGUUGUUGGAAUCCAUUUUACUGGACGAGGGAGGAGGUGCAGCAGGAAGUGCAAUAAUCACAAAGAAAUUCUCCAAACGGACGCGGAGAAGGGCUGUAAGAAGCAGCUGAACCCCGUUUCUCAGGCGCGGAAUAGGACCAGGACCACCAUGAGCGAACCCGUGUAUCACCAGACGACCGUACCAGCUGGGCAGGACGAGAAGAAGACCACCGGCCUGUGUGGGUCCGAUCUGAGUAAACCAAUCCUGGCACUGAAAGUCGCGCAGACGGUGAGUGCCCGCCUCGCAAUGAGCUCGGCCUUUAACCCUCUGUAGUGGAGGAGAGGGGGUUAAUUGGUCACCAUGCCUCUGAGAUAUGAACAUGGGGGAAGGGGUAGUUGGCCCUUUAACCCUGUGAAUUGAAGUAAAGGGUCUUUAACCUCUGAAAUAUCACCUGGGGGUAAUGAGUCUUUAACUGUUUGCGAUAUCACAGGGGUAAGGAGAUUUCACCCUCUAUGUCACAGGGGGCUAAAGGGGACCAUUAAUUCCCAUUCCCUGCAUUGUAGAGAACAAAGUACUGCUGUAUUCUCCUAUUCCGUAAACAACUCAUGGCGAUCCGAACUGGGGUGGUAACUUUGGAGUAAUGUAUAAAGGGCAAUUCUGGUGGAACGUUCUAAAAGUAAAGCAGUUAUAAGGAACAAUCUAUUUUUUUCCAUGGCGACUACUCCACGUUUAGAACUUUGCCCCCGAGUUACACUUUAUACACAACCCUCAUUGUGAUCUGCAGCUUCCCUGUUUCAUUUUCUUAUCAAUUCCUUUAAAGAACGCUGUAUUAUAUAUUAAUGUUGUAGCCAAUAAAUAGCUACCUUGUUUAUUUUGCCCUUCUUCACUCACUUUGGCAGAAAGUCACUCUAAACACUUUCCUACAAAUUAUACCCAUUUUGUUAAGCUAACAAAGGGUGAAGCUUGCCCUAAGCUCCACCUUUUGGUCACAAGUGUCAGGUGUAGGAAAAAUACAUUAGACAAAGUAGUCCCUAGUUUGUCGUGUGUGUGUGUAUAUAUAUAUAUAAUAUAUAUAUAUAUAUAUGUGUGUAAUUUUUUUUUAACAUUCUGUUUUUAUUGGUACUUUUCAGGUAAUAGGGGGUACAGAAGAGAAUGGGUAGGAUGCGGCACCAACGUAAAGCGUCAGACAUGCUGCAAUGACUGUUUUGACAUUCUGUGGUUGGGUACAAACUUAAAGGACCACUAUAGUGCCAGGAAAACAAACUCAUUUUCCUGGCACUAUAGUGUUAAUAGGUCCCCCCACCCUCAUGGCCCCCUUCCCGCCAGGCUCUAGGGGGAGGAAGAGGUUAAACGCUUACCUUUCUCCAGCGCCGGGCUUCCUUGACGCUGAGGACUCUCCUCCCUCUUCCGACGUCAUUUCUCAAUGCUUUCCUAUGGACGGCAGCAUCUUCUCACUGUGAAAAUCACAGUGAGAAGCGCGGAAGCGCCUCUACCGGCUGUCAAUGAGACAGCCACUAGAGGCUGGAUUAACCCUAAUGUAAACAUAGCAGUUCCUCUGAAACAGUUAUGUUUACAGCAGGCAGGGUUAACCCUAGAUGGACCUGGCACCCAGACCACUUCAUUGAGCUGAAGUGGUCUGGGUGCCUAUAAUGGUCCUUUAAAGGAUUAUGACCAUGUACAGGUUUGAACCUCUGAUAGGAGGUGCAUCUUCGUUGCGGUCAGACCUUGCACAUCGUUGCGAGUGUUCCUAAUAGUGAUUCGAGGUGUAAGUGGCUCUGUCGAGGCGACUGCUUCCCAGAGUUCUGUUCUUGUCAUAUGUUUUAAAGAGAAAAUGUUUAGAAAUUAAGAACAUAAGAACAGAUUGUGAAAAUGGUAGAGAAGAGGAACAAUAGGAUAGGUCAAUAGCCAAUUUAAUAAAAUGUGUGGUAAUAUAUUAAAACAUGUUUAUGGGUUAGUAAGGAAUUGGUUUGUGGUUUUGAGAGAAUUGAUAAGUUCAUUAGUUGUUGGUAUUUUGUUAUCUUAAUAUUUGUGAGCAUUUUGGCUGCUUUUAUAGUGUACAUUGUUUAAAAAAAAUAACUUGCUUUUUUUUGUUUUUCCCAUUUAAUUUUUAAAAAAAAAUAUAAUCAGUUACUUAUCUCUUUUGAAAUUCUGGUCUUAAUCCCUUAAGGACACAUGACAUGUGUGACAUGUCAUGAUUCCCUUUUAUUCCAGAAGUUUGAUCCUUAAGGGGUUAAAGGAACACUAUAGCAUUAGGAAUACAAAUAUGUAUUCUUAACGCUAUAGAGCCCUUGUCACCGUUUAGGUGACUAGGGCCCUAUUCCACGGUGAAUAAAUGUUUAACAAUUUUUUUUUUGCUUACCUUAAUCCAGCGCCGGGCUCCCUCGGCACUGGUGACCUCUCCUCCUCCAUCGACGCCAGUUUCCGAGUGGAGCUGAAUGCCCGCGCGCAUUCAAACCUGCCCAUAGGAAAACAUUACUCAAUGCAUUGGACUCCGUGAGGACAUCCAGCAUCAAAUAAGUGUGAUUUACUCAGGUUAACCCUCAAUGUAAACAUAGCAGUUUCUCUUAGGGAUGCACUGAAAUUUAGGCUGCCGAAAUUUACAGACGAAAAUGGUCCUAUCCCGUUUCGGCCGAAAAAGGGUCAAAUUUGCAGAAAAUCAAAAAAAAAUUUUUAUGUAGUGCAUAGUUUAACAGACAUGCUUGCAUUAACAAUUCAAAUGAUUAUAUAUCACAAAAGAAGAAAAAGAACGCUGUGGGACAGGGGGAGAAAAGAACGCUGUGGGACAGGGGGAGAAAAGAACGCUGUGGGACAGGGGGAGAAAAGAACGCUGUGGGACAGGGGGAGAAAAGAACGCUAUGGGACGGGGAGAAAAGAACGCCAUGGACAGGGGAGUGGGAGGAAAGAACACCAUGGGACAGGGGAGGGGGGAGGAAAGAACACUUCCAGGACAGGGAGGGGGGGAGGAAAGAACACUACAGGAGGGGGGAGGAAAGAACACUCAUGGGACAGGAGGGGGGAGAAAAGAAACACCAUGGGACAGGGAGGGGGGAGAAAGAACACUAUGGACAGAGGAGAAAAGAACACUAUGGGACAGGGGAGGGGGAGAAAGAACACCAUGGGACAGGGAGGGGGGGAGAAAAGAACACUAUGGACAGGGGAGGGGAGAAAAGAUGGACAGGAGGGGGAGAAAAGCACACCAUGGGACAGGGGAGGGGGGGGAGAAAAAGAACACCAUAUGGGACAGGAGGGGGGAGAAAAGGGGGAGAAAGAACACAGGACAGGAGGGGGAGAAAGAACACUAUGGGACAGGAGGGGGGGAGAAAGAACACUAUGGGACAGGGGAGGGGGGGAGAAAAGAACACCAUGGGACAGGAGGGGGGAAAAGAACACUAUGGGACAGGGGAGGGGGGGGAGAAAAGAACACUAUGGGACAGGGGAGGGGGGAGAAAAGAACCACUAAAAAGAGAAGGGAAGUUUUUCAUAUUAGAUUAAUUAAAUUAAUUAAAACGUCUAAUAAUAAAAUUAUAGGAAAACAUUUUUUAAAAAUCAUUUGGGGGGGGGAAAGUCGUUUUCAGCCAAGGGCAUCCUGAAUUUUCAGUUUCGGCCCAGAAUUUUCAUCUCGGUGCAUCCCUAGUUAAAACUAGGGGGACCUGGCACCCAAACCACUUCAUUGAACUGUGAUGUUGUGUACCUGGAGAAUAUCAAAGAACUGAUUGGAGCUUGUCACUUGACCAACAUGUAAACAUGGUAUUCACGUUAUGACAAAACCCUCAGGCGAUUUACUUCUGAAAAAGGUUUCUGUUUUCUAAAUAGGAAUUGCCAGACCCUGCCCCCUGCAUGCCUUGUCAACAAUAGCUACAGUUUCCCAUAAAUAUAAUUCAGAAUUCACAUUGCAUUUUGUAUUAAAGGGGCACUCUAAGCAAUGAGUUUGGAAUGGGGCCAAUAUUGCUGUCCAUAUUUAUAAAGGGCACGUAUGGACUGGGAUGAGAUUUUGAUCCGUGCAGUUUAAUGCAGAACAGCCCAAUAGGAGAGGCGUGGUCAGAAAGGUGGCUGUUAAGUCAUCACCAGUGACAAGCAUGCCCCCAAAACGGAGUAUGUUAGUGUGAUUCCUCUCCAGGGGAUCCCAUAUGCUUAGCCCUGCUGAAGUGCUUUUGGAUGGGUGAAAAUGCCCUGUUUUUAUUUUUUCUUCUGCUCAGCGCAUGCAAAUUAAAUGACAUGAAUAUGCUGCGAUUGCUAAUGACUUAUUUCUAAUGUCACCAAUAGUGGUAUACCAGAGAACAAAAGUGGGACAGGACUAGUAAAGGGUGUUGUGCAUGUAAUGUUGAAUGGGUUUGGUAACUGCUUUUGGGAUUGCAUGUUUGUAGAGAAGGCUAGUUUGUAGUGUACUAUGUGUGGGUAGGAGCUGUAGAGUGUGUGUAUAGGGGACUUAGAAAUUGUGUAUAGGGGUUGUAAUGUGUGUUUGUAUGUAUGUAUAUGUUUAUAGGGGUUGCAUCAUUUGUGAAUCUAGGAGGUGUAGUGUGUGUAUCUAGACUCUAGAGGUUUUACUGCACAUGUAUGUAAAGGUGCGGUUUGAAAUGUGUGUAGGGAUUAUAGUGCGCGCGUGUAUAGUCUAUGCAUAGGGGAUGUAAUGUGUUUAUAGGGGUUAAAGCAGGGCUCGAAAAAUCCCAGGCGCCAGGUCUCUAUGGCGACUAGGAUUUUAGUCCUGGCACCUGGGAUUUGUUGGCUCAUUCGGCCCUGAGGUGGUCAGCUGCCUAUGAGUGGAGGCGGCCGGCUCAUAAAGAGCGUGUGCAUGUAGUCAGCCUGCCAGUUGAUAGAGAGUGUGGGUAGUGGAUGGAAGCAGUCCUCCAGUGAUGCCGGGAGCCAGAAUAUGACAUCAUUCUGGCCCCGGCAUCACUAAACAGCACUCUAUGGAGCAGAGCAGGGAGAUGACUGAAGCCCCACUGGACCCCUUGGAAAGCCGAACCACUACAGCUCCAGGUAGGGAGGCUGGUUGGUCACCUUGUUAUUGCAGUGACAUGAAUGUGAGUGUGUGUCAGUGAGUAUGUCAGGAGUGAGUGUGUGUGUGUGUGGCAGGAGCGAGCGUGAGUGUGUGUGUGGCAGUGCGACCGGUCCCCCUCCAAUGACAUGGGUGAGGGGAUUUUGGUUUUUACUCACCUUUCUCUUUCUCUCACUCCAAGCACCAUAACCACUACAUUGUGUUGUAAUGGUUGUGGUGCCAGGGUUGCCAUGGCUCUACCCUAUUGUAAAUAGUUUUAUAAUGAUUUGCCUGCUUACCUGGGGUCCACUAAAUGCCAAUUUUCACCUCUUCUUAUCAGCCAACUGAUCGCUGUCAGACAAAGAGCUAGGCCCAGUGAUGUAGCUUCUGUCUCCCUGAAGGCUGUAGUAGAGAUAGGGAGAGGUUCGUGGUGGUUUGAUUACUUACAUUGGGGCCCAAGACACUCCUGGUACCAAAAAACAGUGCUGUAGUGGGUGUAGUGAUUGGAGUGUUGGUGUAAUAGGACAAGUGCUUAGCUCCCUGCUGCCUUAUCCUAGGAGACUAUUGCAGGAACGUUAUGAGAAACACCCAACAACGUGUACCAAAAUAAAAAAGCAUUCUGACUUUUAUAUGGGGUCAGGCAUUAGCAAUUCUGUAUUCAGCCAACCAAUGGUGAUAACACAAAAUGUAGCAAUAUGGAGAAACAGGUAUUCAGCAACACAUUAAAACUUGAAUCUGUAAAACUGGAUGAGAAAAUACAAGCACAAAGACUGUGAAAGCCCAAAACCUCCUAGCUCCUGUGUUAUGAACACUCACAGGGCUAUCCACUAAGGUGAGAAUUCAGCUAGAUUGAGCUGCACAAAUAAUCACUUAGGGGUUUAUUCACUAAAUGUUGAAUUGUAGCCAAUUGUAAUACAAAUGGCAUACUUAAGGCCAAAAUAGUUGACCUGAAAACAUAUUCCAUUACAGCUUUAGCUUAGCAAUUUUAUUCUAAAUACGGUCAUUCAGAUGUCAUUGCACUGCAAUUCUGGGUCUAGUGAAUACAUUCCGUUGUGCAAUGUGUGUACACAAGAAGUUUAUUUCACAGUUUGGUAAAAAUGGAAUACAAAAAAAAUUAAUAAUCAGUUGCACUAGACAUUUGGCAAGUGUGAUGAAUAGUUGUAAAGUUGUAAAAUCACACAAUUUAAUUUAAAUUGCUUCAUUCUGUCAAAAGUUCAAAGAUUAUAUUAAAGUAAAAACUUAGUAAUAGUUACUUGUUAACGUCACUUUUCUGUAUGAAUUGAAAUUGGUACUGCUGUCCCUUUACAAUAAAAUAAUUAAAUUAAGCCCCAGCAUUUUAAAGCUGUUUCUUAUAAGAGAGAAUAAGGCAUGGGUGUGUCUUUAAAUGUUAAUCAUCUGAUGUCAUUUCAACGAUCAGGCCAACUAUUUAACUCGUAAUCCACAUGGGAAUUAACCCAUAAUCUAAUUUUUGUUUUAAAACUAGGAAAACCACAAUACAGCUCUAAAUGCAAAUGAAAGGCAGCAAUGCUUAACAAGCUAAAAACCCAUAAAUGGGCUACAAACAGAACCAUCAAAUCGCACCCAGAAUGUGAAAUUAAGCAAUAUUGCAAUACUGCUCGUAGUGUUUAUAAUAGCUUAGUACCCGAAAGAGAAACACAAGUGUGUGUAUAUAGUGUAACGACAAUGUAUGUCUUGAACAAUGCCCUGUUGAAGUUUAUCUUUGCAGUUUAUAAGCCUAGUAAUUCAAAUGUGUUGUACACAAAUAGUAUGUUAUCAGUUUGCUCAACCCCUACAAAAACUUCAUGAUUUCAUUAGAGUUCUAGCAGUGCAGCAUCAUCCAAUUAUGUGGGUUUCUAAUUUCUCAACAGUUGUGUAGAGGAUAGCAAAAAUUUCCAUUUGAUGUCUGUUCAGAAUAGAUUAACUCAAUUAGAAAGGAGAACGGUCUAUUCGGUGGAAAUUAUUACAGAAUAAAACAUUGUAAAUCCCCUGAUGAUUUAUAUGAUGCUAUGUUUUCUUUUACAUGUAUACUAAAGAUUUAGUAAAAUAGAAAAGUUAUAUAGUUAUUAGUUUGAUGCAGAUUAUAUAUAAAAAAUAGCCCCUUUUAUGUCGCUCUAUUUAACUAGUGUCCUCAGUCAUCCUGUACUAUAUCAGCCUUGCAAAUCUGCUUAUUUUGGUUUUCUCACAUAAGAAACAUUUAGCUAUCUUUUUUAAAUAGAUACUACAGUGCCACCUGGUCUAAUGUGUUUGCCAGUUCCACUGAUUUCCAUCACGAUUUGCCAACUCUUGGUUUUUAUUUAACCCCUUAAGGACACAUGACAUGUGUGACAUGUCAUGAUUCCCUUUUAUUCCAGAAGUUAUGUCCUUUAAAGGACCACUAUAGUGCCAGGAAAACAUACUCUUUUUCCUGGCACUAUAGUGCCCUGAGGGUGCCCGCCCGGCUCUGGAAGGGGUAAAAACGUAACUUUUUCCAGCACCAGGCGGGGAGCUCUCCUCCUGCGAUCCUCCUCCGUUCCUCCCCGUCAGCCGGUCGCAUAGGAAAGCAUUAUCAAUGCUUUCCUAUGGACGCUGGCGUGCUCUCACUGUGAAAAUCACAGUGAGAAGCACUCAAGCCCCUUUAGCGGCUGUCAGUGAUACAGCCGCUAGAGGCUUUUGGGGGAAGGCUUAACCCAUUCUCUGAAACUGCUAUGUUUAUAAAAGAAUGGGUUAAUCCUAGCUGGACAAGCACCCAGACCACUUCUUUAAGCUAGGUUAAACCACUUUUAAAAACUUGAUGAUAAAAAAAAAAAAAAAAAAACUUGAUAAUUGAGGACUAAAAGUGGUAAACGUAAGUUCCAAAAGCCCAAAUGUUGGGAAAUUGCAAAAAACUUUUUUUGCACAUAUCUGGCACUUACAACGUUUACGAUUUUACACGCUCUUUUUACCUACUUAGAGGACUACCAGGCACUUUUCACGUUUACCUCAUUAUAAAGCAUUGCUCAUUUGACACAAAUAUGGAAAACAGUGUUUGGAUUUUUUUGGCACUUACAUCGUUUACCACUUUUAGCCUUCAAUUUGUUUGUUCCUGGCCAAUGAUUAUCUUUACCUUUGUUGAUCUGGAUGUCUUUGUACGGACUAACAGUUGUAAAAGAUUAUUAUUCUUUUGUUGUUGUUUUUUAAAUGGUAGAAAAGGGCAGAAGCCUAAAUCCAUCGACAUGAGCAUCAGGUGUGCUGACGUCACAGUAGGUUUCAGAGGUCUUGGAAGCAUUGCUUGAAACUGUACUGUCAAGCCUUCAAAACAAUUGAACCAGAUAAGCUGGAGGUUAGGAGAAGGGGGGAAAUAUUUGAGGCAUUACAACAACUCCAUCAAGCUGAAGUUGUUAUAGUGCCACUGCACUAUAACAAAAUAAACUCAGAGGAAAUAGCCGGUUUUGUCAGUGUUGGCAUUGCAUAUGGUACUGGAUGAUGAAAAGUUUAUUUUUUUUCCGACAAUUGGUUGUUUACUUUCAAAGAUGGAGCAGUUUCCGGUUUGUUUCAGUGUGACCUGAAUUUCUUGCAGGGUUACUAACUAAAGUGAUAAUUUAAAUUUGAAAUUCACUUUGAAUUCUCAUUUUAGUGAAUAACCCUGUUAAAGGGACAUUGCAGGCACUGUAUAUGCUUCUUCUCAUUAAACUAUGGAGUCCCCUGGUGCCACAAUUUCAUUCACCAUUAAACAGUUUUUAAUGUUAUGCUAAAUGAAAGUCACUAGCAGUCUUUCCCUUCUUUGCUGCUUUGGCUAAUGGGGAAGUAUCAGCCUGAGCAGCUGUGAUUGACUGAGAGUGUCAGCUGACUGCUUUUAGCCUAUCAGAUCCACAACUGCCACUACUGCCAGUAUGAAGAGUAUUACUACAAGGAAAUGUGUAAUCUCUGCCUUAGCCACACCUCCAGAAGGGGCUGAACUGUGGGCGGCCAGAGAAUUUUAUCAGAGUUUCUACAAAAUGUCUUAAAGGACCACUAUAGUGCCAGGAAAACAUACUCGUUUUCCUGGAACUAUAGUGCCCUGAGGGUGCCCCCACCCUCAGGGUCCCCCUCCCGCCCGGCUCUGGAAAGAGGAAAGGGGUUAAAACUUACCUUUUCCCAGCGCUGGGCGGAGAGCUUUCCUCCUCCGAUCCUCCUCUUCUCCUCCCCGUCGGCUGAAUGCGCACACGCGGCAAGAGCUGCGUGCGCAUUCAGCCGGUCACAUAGGAAAGUAGGGAUCGACCGAUUAUCGGUCUGGCCGAUAUUAUCGGCCGAUAUUUGGUAUUUUCUGCAAUAUCGGUAUCGGCCAAUUCAGAUACCGAUUAUUGCCAAUAAUAUAUAACAGGACCGCCGGGCCCAUUACCAGUCCGGCGGUCCUGUGGGGGCCAGCAGCAAGCGUUGACUUACCUUGCAAGCAGCUCCUACAGCUCUCUGUGUAAAUCUCGCGAGACCCGCGGCCGCAGAGCAUUGCCACGGGUUACCAUGGCAACGCUCCGCGCGGCACUAAGAGCCGUGAGAUUUACACAGAGAGCUGUAGGAGCUGCUUGCAAGGUAAGUCAGCGCUUGCUGUUGCUGAGCCACCACUGUACUUAAUAAGCCACUGGACCACCAGAGAAUACUAUAUCCCCCUCCCUGGUAAGAAGCAGGGAGGGGGGACUAAACAAACAAAAAAAAAACACAUUUAAAUAUUAAAAUAAAAAAUUACACAAAUUACAUCACUACACACACACACACUGCACACAUACUGCAUUACAUACACACUACUCAGACACACCCACUGCAUUACACACACACACUACACAAACACAAACUAGGGAGGGGGAACUAAACAAAAAACAACAUUUAAAUAUUAAAAAAAAUUAAAAUAAAAAAUUACACAAAUUACAUCACUACACAAACACAUACUGCAUUACGUACACACAUACUGCAUUACAUACACACUACACAGACACACACACACUGCAUUACAUACACACACACAACACACACUACACAAACACACACUGCACACAUACUGCAUAACAGACACACACACUGCACACACUACACUGCAUUACAUACACACAUACUGCAUUACAUGCACACACACUACACAAACACACUGCACACAUACUGCAUUACAUACACACACACUGCAUUACAUACACACUACAUUACAUACACACUACACAAACAGUGUUUCUUAGAGUGUUCCUUUACUGCUCACAAAGCUUUGAUUAUUGUGGGAAAAAAUUAUAAAAUGUAUUUGUGUUAUGCUUUAACAGGGCUUGGCAUAUUUGAUUUAAAUUUUGUAGUCAGCUAAAUAAGUUGAGAGGUGUUUUUUUUUUCUUUGAUUUUGUUUUUUGUAACUAACAAAGCUUUAUUUUCAACAACAAAAAUACAAUUCUUAAAGAGACACUAUAGUUACCAGAACCACUACAGCUUAAUGCUGUUGUUUUAGUGUCCAUAGCCGGUCCUUGCAUGCUUUUCAGUGUAAACACUGCCUUCAGAGAAUGCUGAACUUUCCCCAUAGAGCUGAGUUGAUUCAAUGUAUCUCUAUGAGGAGAUGCUGAUUGGCACAUGCGCAAUAGCCUCCCAAUGCUUGAUUAUGUCAGCCACGGAGGUGGGGCCAGCCACGACAAGACCUGCAUAUUGUGGGUAAAAAAGUGUUAACGGUUUUAAAAGACAGGGUUAUUCACUAAAGUGAGAAUUGCCAGGAAUUUAAAGUUAAUUUUUUUUUCUUUUUUUUCUGGGGGUUAAAAUAGCCCAAAUUAGAAAAAUUCUCCAUCAAUUAUUUUUCCUGUUUGGCUGUUUUUCUUAAACUUUAAAUUCACUUUGAAUUCCCUGCAAUUCUCACUUUCUUAAAUAACCAUGUAGGUAGUUUUAGAUAAUUUGAUUUGCCUACAUUUUGUUUUCUAUUUUGUAAUGCAUACAUAUAAGUAGAAUCAGUGCAUCCUGUGGCAUAUCAUUGCUCUAUAGGGGAAGUCAUUUUUAAAUCCCCUGUGGUUGGAAUCACCAACACAAUCUUAAGACCCUGAUCGAUUUGAAUGGGCGAAACUUGCUCAGAACAUGUUUUGGAGAUGCCUGGUGCUUGCGUUUGAGGUUGAAAUUCCUGUACAUAAACAGCUCUUAAAUAGUUAUUUGGCCUUUGGUGAUAUGAACAAGAAGAACCUAAAGAUUGCAGGUCAAGUGGAGGGUGGGUAAGACAGGAGAUGUACUGAAAAAAGCUAUGUAUUUAUAUGUAUGCAUUACAAAAUGACAUACACGGAGGCUAUAUAUAUGUAAUAUAUUAUUAUUUAUUAAUGAAAAAUUGCAACAGUUUUGCUUUAAUUCUUUUAUUGUUUGAGGAUCCAUAACUGGAAUUUUCACUGGGGAGAAAUGUAUCCAGUUCUUAGUAAGCCUCCCCGAGUUUGUUCUUUACUGUUUCCCCAGCACAAGGAUGACUGCAUGAAAGGAAAUUGCUUCAAUUAUUAUUGAAAACAUUCUAAAGGGAAACUCCCUUAACUAUAUUUUCUCAGAUGUAAGUUCUAUCUGUUAAAGCAGAGAUGACGCAGGAAGGAUUAGGUUAUGUGGUUUGUGCUACCUAGUUCAUAGGUCUCACAUGACACCAGGAUCCUAUUCCUUACCAGCAGAGAUAAUUAACAGGAAUGGUUGGGGCUACAAGAGUGUGCAAAUUUAUAUACUUAUCUGAUUUAGAUGUACUGGUUGACAGGGCUGAUUAGUAACUUAUUAGACAGGCUACCUUUUUCAGUUUUCAAGUCUUAGGAUAGAGAAAGCCAAUGUCAGCUUUACUGCAACCUGAAUUUGGUUUGCCAUCCCUGUUAAAUCUAGCGUUACCCGUCCAGGCCACCUUUUCAAAUCCAGCAUUCCACAAACAGGCCACCUUUUCAAAUCUAGCAUUUCCCGUCCAGGCCACCUGUUCAAAUCCAGCAUUCCACAAUCAGGCCACCUUUUCAAAUCUAGCAUUUCACACAUAGGCCACCUUGGCUUGGUUAAGGGCACCCGAGUGAAAUGAGAGGGGAACUCCUGAUCUAUGUUCGCUAUUUAUUGUAUAAGCCAGAAACGGUUUAACAUAUUAUAUUGUGUUUAAGUGCAGGGAGUAGUGUUUUUUUUUGUGUGCGUUACUUUAUUAAAUGGUUUAAUGUUUACUGAAUAUAUUGGAAGAGCAAAGGCGCUGCGAAAAUAUGUAAUUAAUUUUAUUGCAUUGAUGACAAGUGUUUUUUUUUUUUUUUUUUGCAAAGGAAGCAACUCUAAUGGCCGUCUGAGUUACUAGGCACCAAUGUAAACACUGCAAUUUCUAUUUAAAAGGCAGUGUUUACAUUUAAAUACCUGCUAGUACUGACUUUACUCACCAGAACCACUACAUUAAAGGGACACUAUAGUCACCCAGACCACUUCAGUUAAAUGAAGUGGUCUGGGUACAAUGUCCCUCAGGUUUUAACCCUUUACAUGUAAAAAUAGCAGUUUCAGAGAAACUGCUAUAUUUACAUUAGGGGUUAAGCCAACCUCUAGUGGCUGUCCUCCUAACAGCUGCUAGAGGCGCAUCUGCGACGCUGGAUGCGAAUUUCGCAUUCCAUCGCGCAGAGCGUCCAUAGGAAAGCAUUAAGAAAUGCUUUCCUAUGGACUGUUUGAAUGCGCGCGCUGUACUUGCUGUGCAUGCGCAUUCCACUCCACUCAGGAGCCCCCUUCAGCGCCACAGGGGGGCGGACCCUGAGGAUGGGGGUACCCUCAGGGCACUAUAGUGUCAGAAAAACCGCUUUGUUUUCCUGAAACUAUAGUGAUCCUUUAAGCUGUAGUAGUUCUAGUGACUACAGUCUCUCUUUAAUUGCCCAAAGGUCUACAUAAAUUAAGUAAUAGCAUGCCCAGAAACCCUUUUUUUCCCCCUUCACAUGACCUCUGUGUCAUUUUGGUAUUUCUGUUGUCCGGUGUGCUUAUUUGUGUUUCCCCAUCAAUAUCAAUUCUCUUCCUUCUAUACAAGUUUCAAAUGCUCCAUAUCAAGGAUGUGAAACUCUGGUCCUCACAUACUGAUGACUUUAAAUUCCCAGAAUUAUUUGAAUAGAUAGUCAGAAAACUCUGAGAGUUGUAGUUCAGUAACAUUUGGGGGGUCAGAGUUUGAGAUACCCGCUCUAUAUCAUUUUAUCCACUCCGCAUCAACAUUACCUGUAUUUCUAUUUUCUUGCACUCCCUCUCAAUUCUCCUUCCAACAGUAAAGCUCAUUGUCAUUUCAAUUUUACAUAACCACCUUUUAUUCUUUCGUUCAUAUUGACUGUCCAACUCAUCUGCUUUCGCCGCCUUCCAAAAAAACGCCCCCUUCACUUCUGUUGCCUAAUCUUUACCAAUAAAAUCCAUGAUAUGCUAAACAGCACUAGCUGAAUAGAUUGUCUGUAACUGUAAUAUGAAGAAUAUACCCAAUUAACAUUACAAAGAUAGCCCUCAGGCCAUAUCAUAUAAUCAUUGCAGUUUAUUUGGUAAACACUGACAUGUAAUGAAUUGAACAUUGAAAUGCAAAAUGUAGGCCAUAGAGUAGGCUAUCUUAAUAGAUUAUGCCUGAAUUAAAGACUGUUUCUAAAUCAGCACUUUUUGUGCCUUGAGUUAACUGCUAUUCAGUGUUUAGAGAAUAAAUUGUUUUGAAUGAAUAUAAAUACAAAACGUUGAACUCUACUUUAACCCCUUCGCGACCGCGGACGGUUCAGGACCGUCAUCGGAAAAAUCCCCUUGAGGACUGGUAACAGUCCUGAACCGUCAUAACGGUAAGAUGUACUUACCCGAUCACCGUCGUUCCCCCAGCAGCGAUCGGCGUUGCUCCCGGUGUGGGGAGACUGCCUGAGAGCCCAGUCUCCCUGCGGCAAAUCAGGACCCCGUGGCCACGUGAUCGCGCAAUAGAGCGGUCACAUGGCCACAAUAGGUGUCCAAGUGUCUGCCUGCAGGGGGACUGUCUGUGCUGACGGAGUCUCCCUGCAAGUGUAAAAUAAAAUAAAAUAAAAAAUGUUUUUUUCUUGCGUGUGUGUGUGUAUAUGUAUAUGUGUGUGUGUGUGUGUGUAUGUAAAUUAAAAUAAAUAAAAAUAAAAAUGUUUAAUACAAAUUUUAAAUAAAUUAUAUAUCUAUUUUAUUCUAACUGUAUUUAGAUAUUUAUAUAUAUUUAUAUCAAAAUAAACGUAGAAUGAAAUUGUGUGUGUGUGUAUAUAUAUAUAUAUCUAUAUAUAUAUAUAUAUAUAUAUCUAUAUCUCUAUGUAUAUAUAAAUAAAAAUAACACGAAAUAUACAUAUGUCCAUAUACAAAAUUACAUAAAUAAUUAUAUAAAUAUACACGUAGACUUCAAAUAUAUAAAUAUGCAUAUAUAUUUAAAUUCUACGUGCGUAUUUAUGUAAUAUUUUUACAUAAUUAAGUAAUUUUAUUGAUUGCAAUUUGAGGGACCUGCCUGACAACCCAGGCCAAAAGUCCAGAGAAUUUAAUUUGCUAGCACUGAAUUUAACCCUGUACCUUUCUAUGACACCCUAAAACCUGUACAUGGGGGGUACUGUUUUACUCUGGAGACUUUGCUGAACACAAAUAUUAGUGAUUCAAAGCAGUAAAACAUAUCACAGCGAUGAUAUUGUCAUGGAAAGUGACCUUUUUUGCACUUUUUACUGAUGAUAUAAUUUUUGUGGUACGUAUUACUGUUUUGAAACACUAAUAUUUGUGUUCAAAAAAGUCUCACGAGUAUAACAGUACCCCCCAUGUACAGAUUUUAUAGCGUUUUUGAAAGUUACAGGGUCAAAUAUUUUUACAUUGAAAAUUGCCUGGCUGGUUAUAUUGCCUUUGAGAGCGUAUGGUAGCCCAGGAAUGAGAAUUACCCCCAUGGUGGCAUACCAUUUGCAAAAGAAGACAACCCAAGGUAUUGCAAAUGGGGUAUGUCCAGUCUUUUUUAGUAGCAACUUAGUCACAAACACUGGCCAAAAUUAGCGUUCACUUUAGUUUUUUACUUUUUUCACACACAAACAAAUAUGAUGGCUAACUUUGGCCAGUGUUUUUGACUAAGUGGCUAGUAAAAAAGACUGGACAUACCCCAUAUUGAAUACCCUGGGUUGUCUACUUUAAAAAAAAAAAAAUUGUACAUAUGGGAUGUGAUUCACAGAUUUAUGACAGAUAAGUGUUACAAUGUCACUAUUCAUACAUUUUUAAAAAUAAAUAUUUUGAAACAGCAAUUUCCUAUUUGUAAUUAUAGCCCUAUAAUUUGCAAAAAGUAAACACUGGGUGUUUUUAAACUCAGGACAACAUUUUUUUUUAUCUAUUUAGCAGUUUUUUGCAUUAGCUUUUGUAGGUAAGUAAAAGAUUUUUCAAGCAAAAGUAAAAGUUAUUUUUUUUCAUUUUUUCACCAUUUUUUUUAAAAGUAAAUUAUGACAUGAUACAAAUAAUGGUAUGUAAAGAAGGCCCUUUUUGACCUGAAAAUAACAAUAUAUAACUUGGAUGUGAACAGUAAAUGAGAGAGAGGAAAAUUACAGCUAAACACAAACACCACAAAAGUGUAAAAAGAGCCCUGGUCCUUAACGUAUAAAAUGGCCAAAACAGGCCGGUCCUGAAGGGGUUAAGAGCCAUUUUUUUAUCAACAAUCUAUAGAAGGGAUAACACAUGAACCUAUAGAGAAGAAAAAAAGAAAAAAAAAGUGUCAGUUUUCUGAAUAAUGUAAGCCUGUGAUUUACCUUGUAAAGACCACCAACCCUGUUAUCAGCAAACCAACUUCAGUCCAGGGCAUCACCAACAUGGAUGUGCCUUUGUCUGGUGUGAGUUAUCUUGAAAUGUACUACACACGGCUGGCAUGCUGUAGAAUAGCCAGUCUACUACAGGGUUAAAGCAAAACUAUAACUGUAGUUGGUGAGGUAAUACUCUCUAAGGUGUGCUUAAUUUAUUGGACAUUUUCGAAGUUCCUAGUUGCUUAUCACUCACACCCACAUGACAUCUGGAGCUACUCUCCUACCAGUGUGUUCAGAGUUCAAAUUCAGAAUGGGAAGUUAAUCUACACUACUCUAAAACCAGAGUAAUCUGAAUGUACUUUUCCUGAUUAAAUACUUUUUUGUUAUUAUUAUAGUCACCAAAACAGCUUUAGCUUAAUGAAACAGGUUUUUGUGUAUAGACCGUGCCUCUAAAGUUUCACUGCUCAAUUCUCUGCCAUUUAGGAGUUAAAUCACUUUAUCUCUGUUAAUGCAGCCCUAGCCACACGCCCUUGGCUGUGACUGACAGACUGCAUUAACACAAAACUGGGUUCACUUUCAAUCAGAUGUUACUUACUAAAAGAUUUUAUUUGCGAGGACCUCACAAUCACAUGGCUGGGAUAGCUGGCUUCUGUAUUGCCAGCAGGGGGACUGCCUGUAAUGACAGGUGGUCCCCCUGUUGGCUGAAAAUAAAAUCAAAUAAAUGUUAAAAGUGUAAAAAAAAUAAUAAUAUAUACUUAAUAUAUAUAUAUAUAUAUAUAUAUAUAUAUAUAUAUAUUAUAUAUGAAAUAAGUGUGUGUGUAUAUAUACGUACACUGUCUAGGUGUAUUUUACUAUUAAUAAAUAUAUAUAUAUAUUAUCAAAUUACACGUAGACUGAUACUGAUUAAAUAUAUAUAAUUAUUGUUAUAUAUUUAUAUAUAAUAAAAAAAUUAAAUAUGUAAAUACGUUAAAAAAUAAAAUAAUUAAAAAAAAAUAGAUGUGUGUUAUUUCGUUCUAACUGUAUUGUGAUAGUAAUAUAUAUAUUUAUAUCAAAAUACACGUAGAACGAAAUAAUAUAUAUAUCUAUAUACAUAAAUAUAUAAAUAAAUAUUUUAUACCUAUAUAUAAAUAAAAAUAUUUAAACAAAAUUAUAUAUAUUUCCCUCUGUUCCUGUACGUCAGUGGUCUGAUCUCAAUUAUGUGUCUGUUAGUCCACCCAUUGUACAGUGCUACGGAAUUUGUUGGCAUUUCUUCUGACCAUAUUACUAUUAUUUUUGGACUAGUUGAUUCUAUCCAAUUAGAUCCUAAUUUUAUUACUUGUUUGUUUAGUAUCUGUGUGUUUCUCCCCUAAGAGGGAUUAAUAAAGAGUUUUUUGUUUUUUGCUCUCUGCGUCCACUUUUAUAUUUAUAAUUGCAGAGUAGCUUUCUUCACAUAAGGAUACAAGGUCUUUUUGGGAGGCAGAUUGUUUAUAAUCUGCAACCCAUUAGUCCUAUUUUCUCUUUAAAAGUUAUAGAUGAUUUUCAAUGUUUCUUUCAAAGAUGUAAUUUCCAAAAAUGUGAUGGUUUCCUUUUAUGAUGACAUGACUUAUUACUAUGGAGCAAUGCAUUGCUGUGGAUAAUCACAGAACUGGGUCCAUUUAGGCAUUUUCUUUUUAAUACAAUCACUUUGUACCAUAUGACCGAAUCUUGUAAUCCACAUUCCACGACGGAUAAAACAGCUCAGAGCCUGUAUCACAUUUUAUUUUAUAUAUGAUAUUCUAUGUUCUAGCAUUUCAUAUUUUUAUUGUUUGUAUUAUUGUGUUGAGUGCAGUUUUAUUUCACUUCUUUAAACACUCCCACUAUGGCAAGUAGUGCCAGAUCUGUUGCUUUGGAUAGAUAAAACUACAUAUUUUCUGUAUCCCCACCCUGUUUCAAUAAUAUCACAACCCUAAUGUUUCUAAGAUGAUGCCUUGCCAUAGUCAUAUUCAAGAGAAGGAAUAAUUUGGGUUUAACCUUGAAUACUCUAGAAGGAAACACGUGCCCUUAUGCUGCCCAUGUGCACUGACCUACUUUCUUGUUUUAGAUAUUUAGAGGAAUGCUUUAGUCACUAGCUUUUUUUUGUUUGUUUGAUUACCAUAACUGGUUUCACAGGUUUACUUGGCUACUGCAUGUGUGUAUAUAAAGUGCAGCUUUAUGCAUGCAUGAGCAGAACAAAUAAAUAAUUGACAAUCACAUUUAGAUGUAACGGACAGUUGGUGAAAACACAAGUUGAGUUGUACAAAUUGUAGUUGCCCAAUCUGCCACUUUAACUGGGCUUUACUGAUACUUUAAAUGUCAAGAAGGUGGUCUUUUCAUGAAAAAGGCUAUAUCACUGAGCAACCUCCAAUUCAUUUUUUUACAGUACAAGAGUUCUUAUUGUCGCCCAUGUACAUUUUUAUCUGCAUUUUCGCUAGUUUAAUAACCAUUUUAUUUUUUGUAGUUUGCAGUGCCAGAUCUUGUUCCAAGCCACCACCAUAUUAGGGAUCCUGGCAGUAAUAUAUGCACGCUGCCUUAGUGAGCCAUUUCUAAAAGUCCUGUGCAUGUACACUGUUUCUUUCCGUCCUUCAAAGCUCAAGGAAGAACAGAUGAUUUUCUUAUUAAAGGGACAAUAUAGGCACCCAGACCACUUCAUCUCAUUGAAGUGGUCUAGGUGCAGUGUCCCUGUCCCACUAAUGUUAACAUUGCAGUACUAAGACAGCCUCUAGUGGCUAUCUACCAGACAGCUAUUAGAAGAGCUUCAGGGUGUUUACCUGACUCUGGGUAACUUAACUGAUGCUGGACGUCCUCACGCUCUGCACUCGCUGCGCAUUAAGUCCCCCAUCAGAUGAAGUCGGAGGAGGCGGAGAGCCGACCCAGCAGCGAGGGACUUCGGCACUGGAAUCAGGUAAGUAACUAAGGGGUUUUAUCCACCCUCAUAUGUAGCACGCUCGAGUCCUUUUAUGUAAGAAUACUUGGAAAUUUCCCAGCAUUUCUUAGAAUGUGUAGAAUAUAUGUUAUACUCAACAUUGGGUGGUUUUAUUUUUCUUUUUUUACUAUGAAUCCCUCAUGUUUUCAUGCCUUCCUAGGUAACAUAGACAUAUGCUGACACAAAUUAACAAUGAACAUCUGUUCUUUAAACAGCCAUACAUAAGCUAAUGGUAAUGUAAGACUUCUUAGUAUGUUGUAAGAAAAGCCAACCUGAAAACACAUGAUGAAGAAGAAAGAGGAAUCUGGAAAUUUAACACGCUGAGUGUAUCUCGUAUACAACAGGUCAAGAACAACACUGGGACCAUUUAUAUGUGGGUAAUAGUAAGCAUCAAAAGGGGAAAAAAGCAUAGUCAGGCCCACCAAGUUGACUAUAUAAAUGUUGUUAACAGUAUAAUUAGAUUUUUAUGGUCAUGAACAUAGUUUUAUAAUUUGAACUAGGAAAAAAAAUGUAAAUAAAUUAAUAAUAAAUGAUAAUGCAAUGAAUCAUACUUCAAAAUAACAGAAAUGAUUAGUUUGUAAAAUGAUAAAGGCAAAACAAAUUAAUAAGAGUUCAUUUUAUCUAUACCGAUAGCCAAAGAUUGGGCUGUAUCAAGUAGCCAGGCUGCCGCCAAGGCCACACAUACUGCCAAGGUGAUUCUAUUAAAUAGCUUUUCUUGAUGAAAGGUAGACCCUUCCACAGCUUGGUUAGAAGAAAGAUUCAAGGGUCCCGGUCUAUAUGUCUAUGGAACACACCAUAUAGCAAACCCUUAUCUUCUGCCUAGUAAGGAAUUACGUUGGGGUAUGUCAAUGUCACGUGGACCAAAUAUCCUUAUUAGACUUCUAUUUAAUUUUAUUCUUUAUAAAGUACUCUGCAAUGACCAAAACACAACAUGGUGGGUACCUAUAGUAUCCCUUUAAAGGUCUAAGGCCAGUGCUGGUCGUUGCUGCAUUCUGUUAAUUUAUGACUACAGUGAUUUGCCAACUCUACUGCAGCACUGAUCCAGCCUGACUCUCCACUCAACAUACUGUUCUAUGGCAACACAUUUUUGAAAUUUAAAAUUUUUGACCAAAAUGUCAGAGAUGAAAAAAAUCUCAGAUCUAUGUUUCCCAUUUAGCUAUUUUGACCUAAAAGUUUACAUUUACUUUAAAUUCCCAACAAUUCACACUGUAAAACGUUUCAAUAUUAAACGAUUUAAAAUAAAAUAUAUAUAAAAGAACAUGUAUUGCAUGAACCACUGAUGUUUUCUUAUUUUUUUUUUUUUCAGCUUUUCUCCCUCAUAGCCUUCAUUUGUGAGGAAAUUAUUGAACAUUGUGAAAGCUGUGCAGGUCUCUAUUUCUUCGAGUUUAUGAGCUGCAGUGCCUUCCUCCUGUCUUUACUCGUAAUUAUUGUUUAUUUAACUCCGCUGAGGAAUAAAGUAAACAUUGAGAGCUUCAAGAAAAUGGUAAGUAGACUUGCUAAUGCAUUGUGCUUCCACUGGCAAAGCAAUCCACGUCAAACCUUUGUUAUUAUCUUUCUUUUCUUUUCACAGAUGAAUGAGAACACUUUAAGUAGUAAACAUGUCCAGGUUUAUUCAUUAAAAUAUGAAAUAGUAUGGAAUUUAAAGAGAUACUAUAGUCACCAAAACAACUUUAGCUUAAUGCAACAGUUUUCUUGUAUAGCUCAUACCAUGCAGCUUAAUUCUCUGCCAUUUAGGAGUUAAAUCACUUUGUUUAUGCAAGCCUAGUCACACCUCCCUGCAAGUAAGUGCACAGCCUUCCUAAACACUUUCUGUAAAUGCGAUCUAAUGUUUACACUUCCUUAUUGAAAAUUCGGUUUAAUUCCUAGUUAUUGCACUGUUAAUAGUUUGCUAGACCUUGCCUCCUAUAUGUGAUUAGAGUUCAAUUUACAGAGCAGGAGAUAAAACAUCUAAACUAGUUUAAUAUCUGAAAAUGAAACCAUUUUUUUUCAUGCAGGCUGUAUCACAGCAAGUGGUGGUGUGGCUAGGGCUGCAUUGGCGGGCAUAAACAAAAGUGAUUUAAGUACUAAAUGGCAGAAAAUUGAGAAGUGAGACUUCAGAGAUGUCAUCUAUACACAAAACCUGCUUCAUUACGCUAAAGUUGUUUUGGGGACUAUAAUGUCCCUUUAAAUUGAAUUUCAAUAUAUAAGCCAGAAUAGCAAAAGUGGAAACACACGCUCCAUGUUAGUCCAAGUCCAGUGUUUUCAGUUCAGUUUUUUUGUCCUAAAAUGUAACACUAUUUUUAAAUUCACUUUGAAUCCCCAAUAAGUCAUACUUCAGUGAAUAACCGCAACAUUCAAUAUAUUGUGCAGCAUGGCACAAUUCGUAUUCAUGUAUUAUCAAAGACAGACAAUUCCCCUGAUUUUUCAGGCUCAAUGAUUUUCUUUUUAAGACAUAAUUUAGAUGAUGACAUCAAAUACAUUGUCAGCAAGGAAAAAAUAAAAUCAGUACAUUAGGUCACUAAUUUCUAAGUAUAUCUAGGUAAUACAGGAACUCUGCACUUACCAUCCAAGUUCCAUUCCUACGACUAGGUCGUUAAGCGAGGAUCCCUCAGACCGGCAUGACAACCAAGUUUAGCGUGCUCUAGAGAGCAGGUCUAUGUUCGGGAAUUCCCUUGAACAUUGACCAGCUCACUAGCACUGGGAAUGCCUUUGUUCAGUGGAAAUUCCUUCAGACAUAGACCAGAUCUCUAGCACGGGGAAUCCCUCAAAUCUAUGUUAGAGAGAAUUACCGAGACUCAGAUUCGGGGGAUUGCCCGCCCUAGAGACCUGGUCGUAUGUCCGAGCAGUCGUUAAGUGAGGAAUAUCUGUAUAAAGGAGGUCCUUUUUGUGCAUAUUUAAAUAUAUUAAACACAUCUAAGCUAAAUUUAGCUUUGUUAAAAAAUAUAGGUACCUACAGAUAAAAAUAGACAGUAUAGGGCAAUAUUGUAUGUAUACUAGUGUGAGCUGUAAGCUAUUGCACUCAUGCAUUCAAGAAAUACAUUGAUUGUAGACAUAUCACCCAAUACUCGGUAUAGAAUGUUGUAACAGAUGCCUCCAUUUACAGAGCUCAAGCAGGGGCUUGAAGGUCAACCUCCUCUGCACACACAUACUUUUCAUUAUUGCUCCUUACCUUAUGGAGCCGAUGGGGGGCAUUUCCCUGGGGCCCUCCAACUCCUCACUGCUCCCUUGCGCGAUUUAGUGAUGCCGGGUGCAGGAAUAUGACAUCACUGAGGGAGCAGUGAGGAGCUGGAACACUGAGCUCCCUCACUGGCCGCCAGCGUCCUGCUUCCUCCCCGGCCGGGUAAGUGUUAGAAGAGUAGGCAACUGCAAUAUGGGGACAGCAGGUGCCUACUCUGCUAUAAAACUGACCAUGCACUCGCGGCUCACCGGGCUGCAAAACCGGUCCUUGUGGGCCGCAUGCGGCCCAUGGGCCGCGAGUUUGACAUGCUUGCUCUACACCAUGUAUUUUCUCUUGUUUUUAUAUGUCCAAGUAACCCGAGUAAGAAAGAGGACAUUCUACAUCCAGUAUUGGGUGAUAUCUAUACAAUCAAUGUAUUCCUUGUAAGUGCAAUAGCUUGCAGCUCGUACUGGUGUACAUACAAUAUUGCCCUAUAUAUUGUUAUCUGUAGAUACAUUAAUUUUUAUUAUAUCUGUUAAGAAAAGGAGGAGUCCUUUAACUACAGUUAAAAGUUUUUAAAGGAUAAAUCUUUACUUUUAUCCCUUUACACAUUUCCCCACUUGGGUUAUAUGUAGUAUUUCUGGAGUGCAUUUCUUUGUACCCAUAGGUGUGCGUGUAUAAAAUACUGAAGUAUUUAGGAGAGAAUUUCCAGAGUACCUAUAUAACCUUUCAGACGUCAGGACCAGAUUAAAAUCGGGACCAUGGCAUAGUCGUGCCUCCCGCCGCCCCACCCUCCAGGGUGUACUGAGAUAUUACAGUUUCCCAUUAAUGCACAGUGUGUACUGGGAUAUUACAGAGCCCCCAGAAAUGUGCAGGAUGCACUGGGAUAUUAGAGCCCCCAGUAAUGUGCAGUGCAUACUGGAAUAUUACAGAGCCAACAGUAAUGUGCAGAGUGUACUGGGAUGUCACAGUGUCAUUAGUAAUGUGCUGUGUGUACUAGGAUAUUAGAGUUCCAAGUAAGGUGGAGUGUGUACUGGGAUAUUACAGAACCCCCAGUAAUGUGCAGGGUGUACAGGGAUUUUACAAAGCCCCCAAUAAUGUGCAUUGUGAACUGGGAUAUUACAGAGCCCCUGGUAAUGUGUAGUGUGUACUGGGAUAUUACAGAACACUCAGUUAUGUGCAGUGUGUACUGGGAAAUUACAGAGGCUCCAGUAAUGUGCAGUGUGUACUGGGAUAUUACAGAGCCCUCAGUUAUGUGCAGCGUGUACUGGGAUAUUACAGAGCCCCCAGUAAUGUGCAGUGUGUACUGUGAUAUUAAAGAGCCGCCAGUAAUGUGCAGUGUGUACUGGGAUAUUACAGAGUGCCCAGUAAUGUGCAGUGUGUACUGUGAGAUUACGGAGCCCCCAGUAAUGCACAGGGUGUACUAACGGAUUACAGAGCACCCAGUAAUGUGCAGUGUGUACUGGGAUAUUACAGAACCCCCAGUAAUGUGCAGUGUGUACUGUGAGAUUAGAGGCCCUAGUAAUAAAUCAAGCAUAUAUUAUGCUAACAUAUAUAUACAACAGACAUAUUAAAUAUACUGAUAUGCCUCACACAAUAUAUUUUAGAAAUCACACAACUUAAAACUGCAUAUGCAUCACUCAUGUAAAUAUCGGACACCUACAAAAGAAUUACCUUCUGAUAGAAUUUUGAACUUUACAUACAUAUAUGUCAGGCUGCGGUACACAGAAUUAUACAAUAACUACCCAGUUGUAGCUAUAUGAAAUCCAAAUUACAACAUUGAGGCUAAAGUGACUACUAAUGAGAUGGAGAAUUUCUCUAAAUGCUAUUGUUGCCUUAAUUUUGCCAUUUAAAUUUCAGUUCACUACAUUUUGUAGUAGAUUGUAUGACUAAAUAUGUGAAUAAAUUUGGCUAGUCAUAGGGUAACAAAACAACACUAAAUACAUAAUGUGCUGAUGAUUUUACUAAAUCUACUAAUUUAUCCAUUGUGCAUAUGCAAAUGCAAUUACGGGCCUAACUAUGUAACGUGUACGUAUAUACAGGCAUUUUGGUAUAAUUUGAGAUAUAAACAAUCAAAAAGAGAGCGCAUGUAUUACAAGUAAAAGACCUACAUAAUAGUCUAUAUAUGGUCAAAAUAAAACAAUAAAAAUAGUACCCAAUGUACUCAAACAGUAAUAGCUGCUAAAACAAAAAGAAUUUUCCCAAUUCCAAAUAACAAAUGCGAAUAUGAAUUUCAGCGCUAAGUAGAUAAUCCCCUUAAAAAUAAAAAAGGUGCAUAUAUAUGCAAAGAUGGAAAAAUCAUGCCAAAAAAGUGUCCAGAAUGUAUAGUUCCGUAACAAAGUCCUGCAAUGAAAAAGUCCAAAUAACGUUGUGAUAUGUAGGAACUCAAAAGCAUGUAGAAAUACCUUGAGAAAAGAGAAACAGAAAAAGAUACAUAGCGUGAUACUGUAUCAAAAUUUAUUGCCCAGGAUACAAAAGAGAACAAUCCCCCCCAACUUCAAAACUCUUACAUUAAAUAAAAUAUGGUACUCAUCAUAGUAGAUUUUGCCGAAAAAGUUCUUUCACAGCCACUCGUGUUCUUCCCUUAGAGACAGCUCCUCUCCGGUGCACUCAGGAGGGCUGCCCGUGAUGUAGUCUAUGGAGGAACGCUGGCUGAAAGUCCGGCUUCUAUCGAGUACUUGUAAAAUCUGCCACUGAUGAAUCUUGCAGAUAGACAAUUGUAGCACCCUAUCAGAUAGCGCUGAAAUUCAUAUUCGCAUAAUUUGAGAUAUAUCUACAAUUUCCAGUAAAGGGAAUACACCAAGCACAAUAACCUCUAUGGCAUGCUGUAGUGGUUAUGGUGCCAGUAAUGCCCUGGCGCCCCACAUUGGAUGUAAAUAAACCAUUUUAGAGCCAGAAGCUCUCUGAGCUAAGUCUUGCAGUGCAUGUCUUAGUUCAGUAAAGCUAACAGAAGAGAGAUCCGGCUCUCUGGAAGGUAGAUGAGUGGGGGAGUGGCACCCAGCAGAUCCCAGGUAACUAGACAAAACAUUCUAACUACUGUUCGACUACUUACAAUGGGGAAGCCUGGGGACUCGUGGCACCUUAAAGGGACACUAUAGUCACCACAACAACUACAGUUUAUUGUAUUUGUUCUGGUGAGUAGAAUCAUUACCUGCAGGCUUUUUGCUGUACACAUUGUCUUUUCAGAGAAAAUGCAGUGUUUACAUUACAGCCUAGUGAUAACUUCACUGGCCACUCCCCAGAUGUCUGUUAGAGAUCCUUCCUGAUUCAUGGCUGCCUAAAAUGCAUCAAAACAUUCAGUGUCUCCACCCUCUGCAUGCAGACACUGAACUUUCCUCAUAGAGAUUCAUUGAUUCAAUUCAUCUCUGAUCUGCAACUACAGGAAACGUUUGGUUGAAGUUAUUGCUGCCAAAGGAGGUUCAACCAGUUAUUAAAGCCAAGGGUUCACAUACUUUUUCCACCUGCACUGUGAAGGUUUACAUGGUGUGUUCAAUAAAAACAUGGCAACAUUUCAUUCUUUGUGUGUUAUUAGUUUAAGCAGACUGUGAUUGUCUAUUGUUGUGACUUAGAUGAUGAUCAGAUCACAUUUUAUGACCAAUUUGUGCAGAAAUCCAUAUCAUUCCAAAGGGUUCACAUACUUUUUCUUGCAACUGUAUAAUAAAAUGAGGCUUAAAUUGAAACUGUAGGCAUCCAGACCACUUCUGCCCAUUGGAAUGGUCUGAGUGCCUUGCCUAUCUCCCCUUAGCCCUGUUAGUCAAAACCUCGGUCAAAAACCGCAGUGUUUUUAUGACAGCGCUAAUCCCACCUCUAGUUCCUGUCUCUCAGACAGCCGCUAGAUGGUGCUUCCGUGUUCUUAGAGCACCAAAAGUGUUUUAAAUGACGUUCAACGUCCCCACGCUCUGCAUGAGGACGUUGAGCGUUGCCAGAAUCCCAAUGUGUGUGUGUCUGUGUUUGUGAGUGUGUGUGUCUGUCUAUCGGUGAGUAUGUGUGUCUGUCUGUCAGUGAGUGUGUGUCAGUCAGCAAAUAUGUGUGUGUGUCUGUCUGUGUGUCAGUGAGUAUCUGUGAGUGUGUGUGUCAGUGUGUCUGUAUGUGUGUGUAUGUCAGUGGGAGGAUCAGAUUUGGCAUAGGGUAGUAGAGGGGGGUUGGGAUUUAGUAGGAGGGGGGUGAUGUGGUUUAGUAGAGGGAGAUGCUGGGGGGGGUGGUUUAUACUGUACUUUUAAAAAUAAACCUAAGUUUCUAUGAAAAUUUACGAUAUUUUUUUUUUUUUUUUGCGGCCCACAUUAACUUAAACCUUGUUUAUGUGGCCCGAUCCAGACUUUGAGUUUGACAAGCUUGAUGUUAUACAUUGGCUGUAGAUCAUUACAUAAACCAUAAACUAUAAUGGAUUGAAAUCCAAAUGGCAAAAUAUCUGUUCUGGAAAAAUGUUCCCACUCUGCUAUAGUCACAGAUAUUUUAACCUAGAGAUUUUUAUUUUCUACUAUUCUGAAUUUUGUGAAUAAGUUUGUUAAUAGUCAUAUAUAGCUUGGUUUCUGCUUCAACGUGUGUGCUUGGACAUGUUCUGGAGAGUUUUACAUAUUCUUCAACUGUCUAAGAUUUUGCUAAGAGUUUUCUUUUUACUGUUACAGGUAAGAUUCAUCUAUAGUGAAAGGUUACUAACUGCACACGGUUUGAGUGUAGUGGUGUUAUGGAGACAAGCUCAGGCACUCAGUGUAGUGCUGUUGUGGAGACAGGCUCAGGCAAUGAGUGUAGUGGUGUUGUGAAGACAGGCUCAGGCACUCAGUGUAGUGGUAUUAUGGAGACAGGCUUGAAGACUAUGGUGAGGCCUAAUAGAAAGCAGUUGUUGUUGGGGGAUUCUAUCAUAAGAGGUGUGGAGAUGGACAAUGGUGGUCUUGUGAGAUGUCUUCCCGGAUCUACUGCUCACAGAGACAGGAGACGUAUUUGUAAUAUUGAUAAGCGAGCAAAGCAGGAAGGGGAAUUGGAUGUACUUGUCCAUCUAGGGACAAAUGACUUGGCUUGCAAUGAGGUUUCAGAAGUAAAGGAAGUUUUUUGUGUUUUUGCCAAUGAUAUAUGGCAGGUUGCUUCCACAUUGUCAUUCUCUGAAGUUCUGCUUGUCCAAGUCAACGGUGCUACCAUCAGCUCCACCACGCAGGCUCGCUGCCUAGGUGUUCUCUUUGACUCCGACCUCUCCUUCAAGCCUCAUGUUCAAUCUAUCGCCAAAUCCUGUCAUUUCCAUCUAAAAACCAUUGCGCGCAUCCGCCCCUACUUGCCAGAUGCGACUAAGGUGUUGGUCCAUUCCACUGUCCUUUCUCGCCUUGACUACUGUAAUCCACUUCUCAGUGGUCUUACGUGCUCCCAACUAGCGCCGUUACAGUCCAUAAUGAAUGCGGUGGCAAGGCUCAUCUUCCUGUCCGCACGCACCUCCCAUGCCUCACCCUUCUGUCAAUCCCUACAUUGGCUUCCUAUAAAAUAUAGAGCUCAAUUUAAAAUUCUGGUUCUUGCUUUCAAAUCUCUAUAUAAUGCUGCUCCCUCCUAUCUAUCCUCCCUUAUACACAAGUAUGUUCCGUCUAGGCCCUUACAAUCUGCUGAAGACAUAAGUCUAUCUUCUGUCCGUACUCCCACCUCUGAUGCUCGCCUUCAAGAUUUCUCGAGGGCUGUGGAACUCGCUUCCCUCCUCCGUUAGAUGCUCACCCAGUCUCCACUCCUUCAAAAAAUCGUUAAAAACCCACUUCUUCAUAAAAGCGUAUCCAUUAAACUGUUAAUAGCUCCUGACUGAUUCCUCUUCUGCAACUGUCAUUAGUCUAAUACUAUCCUUACCUUUUUGUGUCAUUUUACCCCAUGUCAAUAAUGGCAACUGAUAAUGUAGAUUUAGUGGCUAUUACUUAGACAUGGUAUAACAAUAAAAAUAACUGGCACAUAGCAAUACCAGGGUACUCUUUAUAUAGAAAGACAGGGAAGGCAAGAAAGGGGAAGGGGUGGCCCUGUAUGUGAAGGAUAACAUAAAAUCUAGCCUAAUAAAAGUUAGUGAGGCGAACAUAGAGUCCGUUUUGGUUACGUUUAAAAUUUGGUAAUCACACAGUAACUCGUGUAGUUGUGAUUUAUAGGCCCCCAGACAAAUAGAAAAGUUAGAUAAUAUACCAGUUGAGGAAAUAGCUAAAAUGACAAUGAAGAGGGAAGUUAUCAUCAUGGGUGACUGGGAUUGUCUCUAAAACAAGUCGUUGAGAAGCCAACUCGUAAAGAGGCCAUACUAGAUUUAGUGUUAGCAAAUGGAGAUUUGGUAUCCGAUAUUACUGUACGUGAAAGUUUAGGAUCCAGUGAUCAUCAGUCAGUGUGGUUUAUUAUAAGAACAGUGACUGAGUCACACCACACAAAAACAAAAGUUGCAGACUUUUCUAAAAUUAGAAUAUGUGUAAAGAGGUUAUUAUCAGACUGGAGCUAUUUAAAUGUAGUCCAAGAGAAAUGGGAUUAUUUAAAAGUUGUACUGCUGAAGGUAACAGAAAAUUGCAUUAGGCUUGUCAGUAAAAGCUAAAAUUUCAAGAAACCCCUGUGGUACUCCACAGAUAUGGCCAAAAUAGUAAAAAAAACAAAAGGUUAGCAUUUAGUAAUUUAUAAAACAAAAAACAGAGUAAGGAAGAUAGACAGAUCAAUAAGAUUAGGCAGAAAGAGGCUAAGCAAGUUGUAAGAGCAUCCAAAUCACACACAGAAGAGAAAAUAGCACAGUCAGUAAAAUAAGGGGACAAAACAUUUUUGAUACAUAAAUGAGAAAAUGAAAGUAAAACAAGGAUUAGUUUGAUUAAAAAUCAAAGAAGGAAUGUAUGUAGAAGAGGAUAAAUGUUUAGCUGACUGCCUCAAUAAAUAUUUUUGUUCAGUAUUUACAGAUGAAAAUGAAAGAGAGGGACCUCAGUUAGGAAAAAGGACAAAUGAGUAAUUUGUUACAUGCGAGUUUACAGAGGAAGAGGUACCAUUUUAAAGGACCACUCUAGGCACCCAGACCUCUUCAGCUUAAUGAAGUGGUCUGGGUGCCAGGUCCAGCAAGGUUUAACCGUUUUUUGCUGUAAACAUAGCAAUUUCAGAGAAACUGCUAUGUUUACCCAUGGGUUAAUCGAGCCUCUAGUGGCUGUCUCAUUGAUAGCUGCUAGAGGCGCUUCUCAUUGUGAUUUUCACAGUGAGAAGACGCCAGCGUCCAUAGGAAAGCAUUGAGAAUGCUUUCCUAUGGACUGGCUGAAUGCGCGUGCGGCUCCCUCCCGCUGAGCAUUGAGCUGAAGUGGUCUGGGUGACUAUAGUGUCCCUUUUAACCAAUCAUUGUUAACAGGAGUAGUCACAGAAGAUUGGAAGUUAGUGAAUAUUGUGCCCAUUCACGGUAGUAGGGAGGAGUCGGGCAACUAUAGGCCAGUAAGCCUUACUUCAUUAGUGGGGAAAGUAAUGGAAACCAUGUUAAAGGAUAGGAUUGUUGAACAUCAGAGACAACAUGGGUUUACUUCAGGGAGAUCAUGCCAAACUAAUCUUAUUGCUUUUUUUAAAUUGGGUACCGUAUAUACUCGAGUAUAAGAUAAGUUUUUCGGCACAAUUUUUGUGCUGAAAAAACCCCACUCGUCUUAUACUCAAGUCACUGUCUGUAUUGUGGCAAAUUACAUUGCCAUAAUACAGACCAGGACCGCCGGGUUUAUUGCAAGCCCGGCGGUCCUGUUGCGGGCUGGCAGCGAGCUGUUACUUACCUUUCCUGCAGCUCCUGUCAGCUCCCUUCUACUCCCUGCCGGUCAGCUCCAAGUGUAAGUCUCGCGAGAGCCGCUCAGACAGCGAGACUUACACUGGGAGCUGACUGGCUUUUGACACUGUUGCACAUAGAAGGCCUAUUAAUAAACUGCAAUCUUUAAGUUUGGAUUCCAAUAUUGUUGAAUGGGUAAGGCAGUGGCAAGGUGACAGGCAACAGAGGGUUGUAGUCAAGGGAGUAUAUUCGAAGCUUGGACUUGUCAUCAGUGGGGUUCCUCAGGGAUCUGUACUAAGACCCAUACUCUACAAUAUUCUUAUUAGUAAUAUUGCAGAAGGUCUUGAUGGUAAGGUAUGUCAUUUUGCUGAUGAUACUAAGAUAUGUAACAGGGUUGAUGUUCCAGGAGGGAUAAGCCAAAUGGCAAGUGAUUUAGGUUAACUAGAAAAAUGGUCAGAGUUGUGACAUUUAAUGUGGAUAAGUACAAGAUAAUGCAUCUUGGACGUAAAAACCCAAGGGCAGAGUACAGAAUAUUUGAUAGAGUCCUAACCUCAACAUCUAAGGAAAGGGAUUUAGGGGUGAUUAUGUCUGAUGACUUAAAGGUAGGCAGACAAUGUAAUAGAGCAAGAGGAAUUACUAGCAGAAUACUUGGUUGUAUAGGGAGAGGUAUUAGCAGUAGAAAGAGGGAAGUGCUCCUUGUACAGAAUACUAGUGAGACCUCAUUUGGAGUAUUGUACGCAGUACUGGAGACCGGAUUUCCAGAAGGAUAUUGAUACUUUAGAGAGAAUUUAAAGAAGGGCUACUAAACUGGUUCAUGGAUUGCAGGAUAAAACUUACAAGGAAAGGUUAAAGGAACGUAACAUGUAUAGCUCGGAGGAAAGACGAGACGGGGGAUAUGAUAGAAACAUUUAAAUACAUAAAGGGAAUCAACGCAGUAAAGGAGGAGACUAUAUUUAAAAGAAGAAAAACUACCAGAACAAGAGGACAUAGUCUUAAAUUAGAGGGACAAAGGUUUCUAAAGUAAUAUCAGGAAGUAUUACUUUACUGAGAGGGUAGUGGAUACAUGGAAUAACCUUCCAGCUGAAGUGGUAGAGGUUAACACAGUAAAGGAGUUUAAGCAUGCGUGGGAUAGGCAUAAGGCUAUCCUAGCUAUAAGAUAAGGCCAGGGACAAAUGAAAGUAUUUAGAAAAUUGGGCAGACUAGAUGGGGCAAAUGGUUAUUGUCUGCCAUCACAUUCUAUGUUUCAUAUCCUUGAUAUACUUGGACCCACCAAGAGGCUUAUUUUGCUAAGUACCUUGUUACAACUAAAUUAGACUUUGUAAUGUUUCUUGUUCUGUUUUAUAAAGAUAUUAAAUACUCUGGAUUUUUACUGUAUUUCAUCCUUACUCUCUGUGCCAUUAUAUUGUCAUGUCUGUUGUCCAUUGUUUGCAUUUUAUUCAUUAUCUACAUAACCUGCAUCACAACAGUGUAGUUUUAGACAGAUACCAAAGUGUGCUCCAAAUACCCGUUAUCAAUGUUUAACUCAAAAUGUGUUGAUGUAGUUUAUCUCAUAUUGCCAUCUAGAGGAAACGUUUGAACCUAGCAACGAAUAUUGUAUUUCUUGUUUUUUACAGGAUUUUUACAUUUCUGUAGCAGUUGGAGUUUUAUUUUUGAUUGCUUCAAUUGUGUUUGUAGCGACAAAGGACCCUAAUUCCAUUGGGGACGUGGCUGUGGUGAGUAUGUGUUUAUUAAUUGUACCCAUCUAAACCAUUUGCCUAUUUACACAAUGUUUACUUGUGCCCAUGCAAAACGUUUGUCAACAUACCAUUACUAGUUUCAAACCACAUAUCAUUUGUAAUAAAACCUGCUGAAUUACAGGAAAAACCUUUCUUCGGUUACUAGUUGCUGCGACUCCAGUUCACAGGGGAAUUGAAUAUGUAACCAAGUGUGAGAGAAGGAGUCUGCAUUAAUGGACAUGUCUUUGAAAAUUUUGGAUUGCCUGUCAUUUAUAGGGUCUGCACAUAUUUUUAUAAUGUGUUGUUAACCAUUUUUGUCUACAAUAAGGUAUGCACUUUCCAUGAUCUACCUGGUGGACUAUUCUGAGAUCUCCAUCUGUGCUGACUUUUUGGCUGGUCUUGAUAUAAUUUUUCACUGUUAUUCUCUUGUAAUACAUUUGACUUCAACUUAUCAUGUUAUUACAAGUAUUUUUAAUGCUAAAUAGUUGUAUUGGAAAUGUUCUGCAAUCCAGUUAUUUUUACAGCUCAUUAAUUUAGGUCUAUCAUGUGGAUUUCCCUGACCAGUUCCCACUUUAGUGAACAAACCUCUGUGCACUGUUGGAAGGGGAGUUUGUUCCCCUUUUUUUUUUUUUUAAAGGAUCUUAAAAUGUAUAGCUUGGAGGAAAGACAAGACAGGGGGGAUAUGAUAUAAACAUUUAAAUACAUAAAGGGAAUCCACACAGUAAAGGAUCUCCCCUGUCGGCUCAUGCGGAGCUGGCGCUGUCCUAGCUCUGCUCUAAGCCUCCAUGGGCUGGUGGGGAGAUCAAAGAUCUACCUCACGACCCACAGGCAAGGAGGGAGGCAGGACAGGACCUGGGGAGCUCUAGCCAGCAGCUCAGUCGGUGUUCCUCUUGCGACAACGCUCAGAUCUUGAGAGAGUGAACUCUAGCCCCGCAGGUUAGAGUUCACUCUCCACUGGACCACCAGGGAUGGUAGCAGCAAGGUCCCUCUUCCCUACAUAAGGUAAGAAGGGAGGGGGGAUAUUAACUAAUCUGCCCCCACCUCCACCCCCACAAUCCCCCCAACAUACAGCACACACACACACAUUCAGCACACAAACAGCACCCUCACACAUACAGCACACAAACAACACCCUCACACACACAGCACACAAACAGCACACAUAAACAGCACCAUCACAUACAGCACCCCCAUACACACACAGCACCCUUACAAACACACAGCACCCUCACAAAUACACACACAGCACACUAACAGCACCCUCACAAACACACAACACCCACACACAGCACACAAACAGCACCCUUACACACACACACAUCACACACACAGCACCCUCACACAGCACACUAACAGGACCCUAACAAACACACACACAACACACUAACAGCACCCUCACACAGCAGUGUGUGUGUGUAUAUAUAUAUAUAUAUAUAUAUAUAUAUAUAUAUAUAUAUAUAUAUAUAUAUAUAUACACAUAUAUAUAUAUAUAUAUAUACAUAUAUAUAUAUAUACACACACAUACAUACAUAUACACGCGGCGUGUGUUUGUGCUUUAGGGUGCACACCCUAAUGCAAUAAGCUGUGCACGCAUAUGCAUGGAAUAGCCAUCCAGCUGAAGUGGUAGAGGGUAACACAGUAAGGGAGUUUAAGCAUGCGUGGGAUAUGCAUAAGGCUAUCCUAGCUAUAAGAUAAGGCCAGGGACUAAUAAAAGCAUUUAGAAAAUUGGGCAGACUAGAUGGGCCGAAUGGCUCUUAUCUGCCGUCACAUUCUAUGUUUCUAUGUUUUUAGUUACACAAUCCUCUUGUAAUAAAGCCAAGAUACACAUUGACCUUUAUAAAGCUUUACAGAAAGACAUCCGUAGGCUUAACAUCAAGUGAAUAAAUUAAAUUAAUAUUGUAGAGGGUCCCCUACCAGUCAUGGGUGCAUACCAAAGCAGUACCUAAUAUUGUAUAAACAUUUUAUAAAGCGGCUGUAAUAUUUUUGUCUCUCUCAGGAUCUAUUUUUGUUGUCUAUUUCUUUUUAAAAAAAAAACAAAAAACAAUUUUCACAUUUUUUUUUUUGUUUUUUUUUUAGGCAUUCGGCUUUCUGGCAAGUCUCUGCUUUCUAGGGGAAGCUGGCUUAAAGUUUCGUCAAGACAGAAGCCUACUUAAAAAGAAGAGCCCUGGUAAUGCUGCAAAUGGCCCAGAAAAUGCGCCACUUAACCAACCACCAUCAACUGCAACUGCUAAUGCUUAAAAAAAACUUUCCUAAAGGCCACUUUCCACACUCUUCAAUGACAUUUUAGAAGAUGCCAACUCUCAAACAAAACCAGAUGCCUUGUAAAUAUCUUGUACUGCGGUGGCAAAUCUUAUGUAAUUGUUUUUUGUUUUUUAUAUAAAUAUAUAUAAUUGUAUUUGAAUCAAACAAACCCAAGAUAUUUAAGAAAUUCAGAGGUCGUAACGACUAUUCAUACCAACGUGAUGAAAAUGUGUUUGUUGGGGUCUUUUUCAAGAUUAUAGAAUCAAACUACUUUUCAAUUUACAUAUAAACACAUGAAACAUGAAUUUAUGAAAAGACUAAUUACAGGCAGUUGUAAUUUUAAAUAAUUGAAAAUCAGUAUGAAAUGAUUUAGGUUAAAUGAUGAGGUGUGAACAAUGAAUCUAAAAACUCUUGUUUUAUAUAAAACUGCUUUUGGAAACCAGUGAUCACAAAACCUUUUUAUAAUACUGAAAUCAUAUUGCAUUGGGUCUUAUGCAAUUCUGUUUUUAGGUAGAGAACGCUUCCAAAAAUAUAUAUGGUGGUGACCCAGUAAAAUCCUUGCAUCACACGUUAUCAAUAGGAGUUAAAUGUAUUUGUAAAAAGACCACUUGUAGUGUAUGAUUUUCCAGUGUUCUGUAAAUGAAAAAAAAAUGAAUUCACGUACAAAUUGCCUUUACUGCUUAGGGGUAAAUAAUAAACUUUUAUCCCACCCAAGAAGAUGUAUCUUUAAUGUUGAUGGUGAAAUUUAAUUCAUGUUGAAAUAUAUAUUCAGUUGUUGCAUUCCAUCAUUGACAAACUAGACAGGAAUUACAACCAACUUGCUGGGAUGCAUUUAUCAACUAGUGCUCCGGUCUAGUUGGGUGAAUGUAUCCUGUUUACUGUCAAAGAACUAUUAACUUAAUUCUAAAGGGAAAAACACUGAAAGAAUAUUGGUUGUCGUCAUACAAAUACUACACAUUUAAUAUGUUAAUAGAAUUAUAGUAUCAUAGAAAACAUGCCCUUUUUCACGUCACCUGUAAAUUCAGUCUCUGUCCCAACCCAGUUAGGUAGUCCAAAAAUCUAAAUUUUGUCAGAAACCCCCAUUGGAUCAGAAAUAAAAAAAAGUCUAAAUUCAGCACUUGUGGUGUGCCCUUUUGCCUUGGUUUAAAGCAAAUUGCUCUGUAGGGCAGAGAGGCAGUGUUCAUUUUGGUGUGAAAUUUCAAUUUAGUUUUAGUCAUUGUCUUUUACAUUUAGUCGCAUUUUAAUUAUCUGAAUUGUCUAGUUUUAGUCAACUAAAUCUCCAGUAGAUUUUAGUCGCCAUGACUAAAAUCUAAUGGGUUAAGUUAAAGCCUCUAUCUUUUGUCCCUUCCCCAGCCCCUUUAGGUGUCUCUCUUCCAAGCUCUAAUCUGUCUCUUUUGCCCCUUCCACAGGCCUUAGCGCAGUGUUAAUUUUCACGGCAAAUUUUUAUUUAGUUUUAGUCAUAGUCUUUUCACUAAGCCAUUUUAGUCAUCUGAAUUGAUUUAGUUUUAGUCGACAAAAUUUACACUGCAGUGAGGGACUUCCUUCACGUGGUAGGUUCUUUUGAACUACCAUGAUGCUCACAUUUGCUCUAACAAGGUUCUCCAUCACUGUUAUAGGGGAUGAUUGGAUCACUGAACUAAAUGUGUAUUAUAUAUUCUGUUGCAUUAUAAGAAAAUAUUAAACAUUUUAUUAAAUUGCUUGAAGCUGAUAUUUUCGUAUUUAAAUUUUACUAUGCUGUUGUCUCAGUCUUACAAUGAAUUUCUAGUUAUAGCAAUUUUAAGAUUAUUCUCAUUUUUAUAAAGUUUUACAGGUUUGUUUGUUCACUACACAAAUUAUACCUGAAUUUCUAAUUGCUCAACUCAGCUGUUAUUUUAACCUCAAUUUUGCUGAAAACAAAUUGGAACUGCAAGUGUAAUUUUAACAUGUAAAGAAAUGUACACUAUAAUAUUUUGUUAUUUUCACAGCUCUAAAAAUAAUAACCAGGAAUCUUCAUGUUAGAUUAGUAACAGGAGAGAUUAUAUUUUAUUCUGUAUUUUCAUACUGAAUUGAAAUUUACUCUUCGUAUUUCACGACUCCAUUAAAAUACCUGUAUUUCAAGAUGA
This is a messenger RNA of Pelobates cultripes (western spadefoot toad), 35581 nucleotides long. The record is from the annotation of a GenBank genome assembly. NCBI's taxonomy places the organism in Eukaryota, Metazoa, Chordata, Amphibia, Anura, Pelobatidae.